AUGGUUUCAUCAAAUCCACUUCUUGUUCUUCUUCUUUUUACUCUACUUUAUCAUAACUCUAGCCUUGAAGAUCUCUUGAGUGACCAACCAAAUGGCUUCUACUUACCUUUCGAAUCAAAUCUCUACGUUGAGAUCACCAUUGGAUCCCCAACAAAAACCUUCAACCUCAAGCUAGACUCUUCCACACAUCUCACAUUCCUCGAAUGCGAUCCUUGCGACGAUAACCACAAAUGCUACGACAGAAAAUCCUCCAACACCUUCUCUCCAAUCUCCUGCAACAACUCCUCUCUCUGUCCUCUCUCCUCCAACACCACCAAUCCUUACAAUGCAACAACAAGAACAGAAACAUCUCUCUCUCUUCUCUGCACUCCUUCCAAUUUCUGCCGCUACGACGUCUCUUCUUUCAGCGCCGGCUACCUCGUUUCCGACACUCUUCAGCUGACUUCCUCGAUCACCGACCAAGAAAACUCUCUAUCUGUUGUUCACGGGUUUGUGUUCGGCUGCGGGACUAGUAACGGUGUCCUGCCGGAAGAUGACGGAGGUGGCGUCGACGGGAGAGUUAGUCUAACGGCUCAUCGUUUCUCGCUCCUCUCUCAGCUUCGAGUCACCAGAUUUUCCCACUGUUUAUGGCCUUCCUCCGCAGGAUCGCGUAACUACUUACGUCUCGGAUCAGUGGCUGCGUACGGCGGCGAUAUGAUGUUGGUUCCGAUGUUAAACAUGACUGAGAGCAACUCUUACUCGUAUCACCUAGCUAUCUUUGGGAUCAGUCUUGGGCAACAGAGAUUGAGAGGCAACGAGACUAGUACAAUAACAAUAGAUAUUGGAACGUACUAUACGAGUCUAGAGACAUCACUCUACGAGGAGUUGAAAGAGGAGCUCAUGACGCAGAUUGGACCAACGGUUGCUUACAAAGUGAACGAACUAAUGUGUUUCACAACCGAGGUCGGCGUAGAGAUAGAUUCAUUGCCUAAGCUCACUCUCCAUUUCCAAGGAUUCAAUUACACAGUCUCAAAUAGAGGACUUUAUCUCCGAGACAGCCCAUCUUCUCUCUGCAUUGCUUUGGUAAGAUCGUCCGUGGAAGAAGGGGAAAGGAAUGUGCUUGGAGCGUCAGGACUUAUUGACUAUGCAGUUGGAUAUGAGACUUCAGAGAGGAUGCUUGCUUUUCAACAAAAGGAUUGUUUGGUCGAUUUCGUUGAUGGUAUGUAG
Molecule: messenger RNA, 1206 nt
Organism: Microthlaspi erraticum
Lineage: Eukaryota; Viridiplantae; Streptophyta; Magnoliopsida; Brassicales; Brassicaceae
Source: the annotation of a GenBank genome assembly